AUCACUGAGUAAGCAGUAGAUCUAGACCCCGGGUUGAUAAUAUAACUUGCCUGUUACUGCAUUCCCGGUCUGCGAUUACACUUGGUCGCAGAUUGGUGUUGUGUUUUGGCGUGUCAAGUUUUUGGCGCCGUUGCCGGGGACCCUCUAGGUUAUUGGGGAAACGUGAGAAUUUGUUACUCUAGCUUUUAUUUUCUGCUUUUUAUUUCUUCCACCUGUGUGCCUUCACGGGUUGUUUCUGCUGAUUGUGUGCAGGUAGUGCAUGACCCGUAGCCAGUCGGGAGAUCUACUACCACUAGACCAGGAGCUUGAACGAACCUGCAGAAACUUCAAGCGGGCUCUAAAGGCGCGACUGGCUAAGGAGGAGGCGCUAUCACAGCUGCAGUUAGAGGAGGAAGAAGAAGAGAUGGCUGAACCAGGGAACCAUGCUGUGAUCCCCGAGGAGCAGACCAUGGGCUCCUACUGGACCGCUAGGGCUGCGGACAUGAGGUCACCCAUUCAGCACCCUCAGGUCCCAGCCAACAACUUUGAGGUGAGCACCUCCGUGAUCACCAUGCUGCGCGGUUCAGUAGUGUUCCGUGGUAAGGAGGGAGAGUGCCCUCGAUCACAUCUCAGGCGAUUCCACGAGCUCAUCGAUGGAAUCAAGAUCAAUGGGGUACCAGCAGAUGCCAUCCAGCUGAGGUACUUCCCAUUCACUCUGGAGGGGCAGGCCAAGGAGUGGCUAGACACUCGAUCUCCGGGCUCCAUCACCACGUUCGCCAACCUGGCGGACAAGUUCCUCACCCGCUACCAUCCUCCAUCCAAGACAGCUGACCUGCAGAAGCAAAUUACACAUUUUGUUCAGGAUGAGGAUGAGACCAUCAGGGAUGCAUGGGAGAGGUACAACAGUCUUUUCCUCAGGUGUCCCAAUCAUGGUUUCAACGAUGCGUUCAAGGUGGGCACCUUCUAUCACGCCCUCUUCCCGGAGGACAAGCAGCUGAUCGAUUCGGUUUGUGGCGGGAACAUGCUGACCAAAACCCCGCCACAGCUGAAUCAACUCUUUGAAGAGAUGGCGGAGAAUGGUUAUGAUUGGGGCACUGCCAGGAGAUCGAGGAGAGCACCAGGCCGGGGUGUGCAUGCUGUGGGCACCCAGUCAUCCGAUUUGGUGCAGGUAGUAUCGAAGCUGGUCUCAGCUAUCGAUCGUUCCGGGAUGAUUCCAGGGACCGGACAGCAGCAGGCGAUGCUCUGCCAGUGGUGCGAGAGCACCCAUCAUAUGGUGGAAGACUGCCAGGCGAUGAAGGAAUCGACCACGCCCCAGGAGCAGGUGAACUUCAUCAACAAUGUCAGGCGCAAUGACCCCUACAGCAACACGUACAAUGAGGGGUGGCGCCAGCAUCCUAACUUCUCCUGGACUGGGCCAAAUCCCAGACCACCAGCUCCACAGGGACCACCGGGCUUCCAGAGGCCACCAUAUCAGCCCAGACAGGGGCAAUUCCAGCAGCCAGGUGCAGCCCCUGCUGCCCCAGUGCAGAAUGAUCAGAUGGCUGAACUGCGGGACUUGGUGGGUUCUCUUGCCAGUGUUAGUGCUCAGAAAUUCAACACCUUUGAGCAGUUCAUGGAGAAGGCCUCGGGUCAACUCCUGGCUCUGGAAGCUGGUCAGAGGAAUACACGGGCUGUUUUGCAGGAUAUCCAGACCCAGCUGGGGAGCGUGGCCCAGGCAGUGGCUCAAAGGGCUCCUGGUACUCUACCAGGGCAGACCAUCCCUCACCCGCCGACCCCGAAUGAGCGCUGCAAUGCCAUCAUGACCAGGAGUGGCAAGAUGACUGUUGAUCCCCCUGCUCGGGAACCGGAGAAAGAAAGCCCUGUCUUAGCGGCUCCAGCGGUUGAACAGGAAGUAGAGAAGGAAGUUGAGGUGCCUGCACCUAAACCGCAACCAGUAGUGAAGGAGUAUGUCCCUAAACUCCCUUUCCCUACUCGGUUGCACAAAGACAGGCUGGAGGCAGAGUUCGAGAACUUCAUGGCCAUGCUUAAGAAGCUGAAUGUCCAAGUGCCCUUCCUGGAGGCACUAUCGCAAAUGCCAAAGUAUGCGAAGUUUCUGAAAGAGCUUCUCUCAAAGAAGCAGAAGCUGAGUGAGCUGGCCACGGUAGAGCUCAGCGAGGAAUGCUCGGCUAUUCUGCAAAACAAGCUUCCGCAGAAGAAGAAGGACCCAGGUAGUUUUACUAUCCCGUGCUCUAUUGAUAAAUUGCAUGUAGAGAAGUCCUUGGCGGAUUUAGGUGCUAGUAUCAAUGUUAUUCCAUAUAAAUUGUUCAUGAAACUAGGCCUAGGUGAACCCCGUGCUACUAGGAUGACCCUUCAAUUAGCUGACAGAUCUGUAGUGCAUCCUAGGGGUAUAGUGGAAGACCUUCUGGUUAAGGUUGGCAAAUUCACAUAUCCCGUGGAUUUUGUCAUCUUGGACAUCAGUGAGGACACAGAAGUGCCUCUUAUACUGGGAAGGCCUUUCCUGGCCACCGCCAAGGCUCUCAUAGAUGUGCAUGAUGGGACCUUAGUUUUGAGGGAUGGCGAGGAGCGAAUAACGUUUUCUGUUGCUGAUAAUAUACCUGCUUCGUUACCUCUGCAUGCUGUAUCUCACCAGGAGCACGAGUCUGUCGUGUAUCCUUCUGUGCUGCCUAUUUUGCAGGAACCGCCUCCCACACCUUCGCCGCCACUCCGGACCACUCCGUCACCCAAAGAACAGAUCAAGGAGGAGUGGCGGCCGAAACUGCAGGCAGCUAAGCCUGCUCGAAAGGAAGCCGGAGACCACUAUGAGCUGGUCCCGCCCCCUCCUUGGCCAUCCGAGUAUUCACUCGCUUGCAUCCUACCGGAUGGCCAAGUUGAGCUGGCGAAUGCAGGUGGCCACAUUCGUCGCGUGCAUGGCCACCAUUUGAAGCUGUACCUCAAGAGCGAUGUGGAUCCGCUCUUGAAGGCACCUGAUCCUACACUUCCCUGAGCAUCCAUACUGGCGUCCAGCUAAAAGACGGUAAAGAAGCGCUUGUGGGGAGGCAACCCCACCGAGGUUUGCAUUUUCUUACUCUUUUUCCUUUGAUUUUGUGUGUUUUUGAGUCUUGAGACGUUGAUCCAGA
This is a messenger RNA of Linum trigynum, 3095 nucleotides long. Lineage: Eukaryota; Viridiplantae; Streptophyta; Magnoliopsida; Malpighiales; Linaceae. The record is from the annotation of a GenBank genome assembly.